Messenger RNA from Bacidia gigantensis, 1347 nucleotides. RefSeq lists its product as uncharacterized. Gene Ontology annotation, cellular component: cytoplasm. Gene Ontology annotation, molecular function: ubiquitin protein ligase activity. Gene Ontology annotation, biological process: ubiquitin-dependent protein catabolic process. Lineage: Eukaryota; Fungi; Ascomycota; Lecanoromycetes; Lecanorales; Ramalinaceae. The record is from RefSeq and is a predicted model, not a curated record. The coding region runs from base 1 to 1347 and encodes 448 amino acids. The transcript has 2 exons.
AUGGCGUCAACUUCCUUAUCCCUCAUGCCGUCUUCCACUUCAGUCCCAGCCGCCCCCUCACAGACUGGCAAUGGAGGUGGUGGAGGCGGUGGAGGAGGAGGAGGAGGAGGAGGUCCUACAAGCUCGCCACUGUUAUUUUUCGUCGCUUUAGGUUUCGGUGUCGUGUUUACAAAUCUAUGGAUUAUUGUGGGUGUCAAAUACUGUUUCAGAUACAAUCAACGGAAUCGUCGUGCUCAGCAAGAUGAAAAUGGCGACCCUAUCGAUCUGGUGGCAAUGCCACAUGGACCGAGGAGAAGGAGGCGAGAAAAGAAAUUGAUGACGAUGGAUGAAGUCAAUGAAAGAUUUCCGUUGAUAAAAUACAAAGCAUGGAUGACCACUCGUGCCGCAGAAGGGCUGUCGACUGCUGGUGGAGUUGCUGCUCCUUCAGCAAGUCGAGCUGCUAGCAUCAGAAAUGCCGACGGAGCUCUACCACGAAUAUCUGAGGACGGCAAAAGACCCACUACUCCGGCGACGAAAGAGUCGAUGGAUGAGCAUGAGCAUACUCCAGAGCCUACUCCGGUGUCAAUCAAAGAUCAGAAGCCAACGGAGGAGCAAAAGAAUGACGAGCCCAAAUCGAAGGAGCCGGAGACAACGCCCGAGGCGAAACCUAUGGAUACAGACACAAUUGCCCCAACGCGAACAAACGACGAGAGCCUAGCGGCUGACGAUGAUGAUGACGACCAAAUACAAACAGCCAUUCCCACAGACAUGAUGAACACGCCAGGUGACCAGUGUGCCAUUUGCAUCGACACCUUAGAAGACGAUGACGAUGUUCGAGGUCUAGCAUGUGGCCACGCCUUCCACGCAAGCUGCCUCGAUCCAUGGCUUACCUCUCGUCGUGCUUGUUGCCCGCUUUGCAAAGCCGACUAUUAUGUACCGAAGCCUAGGUCAGAGGCUGAAAUUGCCGCCGACAAUGAGCGACAAUCUGAUCGACGAUCGCAAGGUCAGAGAUUGGAUGCGCUACAAGCGCCCCCAUAUGCAUUUCUACGCCAUGGUCCCAGCAGGCCGACCCUGCGCUUUCCAUUCAUCGGAGGAGAGCGCCCCCCGGGUGAGCGGUACGGUCUCCCUACUCGGAACAAUCCGAACAGGCGGAUGGGCCAUCGUCAUGGACGAAGUUCAGAUCAGCAAGAGGGCGAGCAACGAAGGACGCUGCCGAGAUGGAAUGUUUCCAGACCGAAUAUUCGAAUGCCUGGUUUCCUACGCCGAAACAGACAAGACCCUAACAAUACACCAGCGGAGACUAGCGCUCCUGAGGCCACCCAGGCCACUCAGUCUACCCCGAGUCAGCUCGAAGCUGGGCAGAGGUAG